AUGCUUUCGCGUUCUCUGCUCUUGGGCGCCACUGCGGCUCUGGUGGCUGCCCUGCCUCAGGGAAUAGACUUCGAUGCUGUGGACAGCGUGCCCACGCCCUCUGUCUUGGGAGCCCCAUUGGCGGCGACGAUCCAAAGCCAAGUCCCCUCCUACUCGCCCUCAGCAGCAGCCCAGUCCGCGGCCGCAGCAGUGCCGACGGAUCCCAUCUCUUCAUCGACGGACGACGACAGCAGUGACUCGAAGCGUUCGCUCACCGCACGCAAAGCCUGCGAUCCCCAGAAAGCUGGCGCUGCUCCAGUGACGAGCCCAGAUACCGCGAGUGCGUUCCUCGCGAACGCGAAUUACACCACCAUCCAGGCGAACGCUCCGGUGCCGCAGGGCUAUCAGAUUGUUUUCCAGAAUUUGCAGGGUGCGACGCAGCAGAAUGGGUAUCUUGGAUACUACACCCUCUCAAGCUACGACACCGUCAAGUGCCAGCAGUACUGCGACAAGGCGUCUUCAUGCCAGGCUUUCAAUGUGUACAUUGAGAGGGAUCCUUCCGUCGAGCCGGGGACUGGAUGUGACAACCCGCCGAGUACCGUGAACUACAAGUGCUCGCUGUAUGGGCUUCCUGUGAGCAAUGCUACGGCCACCAACACCGGCCAGUGGCGGGCGAACUUCCAGGUUGUCAUUACUGCUUCCAAUGGCUACGUCAAGAACGCACCACCGCCAUCCUACACUGACUUCACCGGCCCAACCGAAUUCGGUGGCGCAAUCAACGCCCCCAUUAAAAACGGCCAAUCCUCAUACAUCGGCGUCAAAGUCUUCCCGGGCCCGUACGACCCCGGUCAGUGCGCUGCAGCCUGCGAAGCGCAAACCCAGUACGACCACGACCACCCUCGCUCGGACGGAACCUAUGACCCCUGCAACUUCUUCAACUCCUACAUCCUGUCCAAGAACAACAGCCCGAUCGGGACGUACUGCAGCUUCUACACGCAGGCGUGGGGGAAGAGCUAUGCGGUGAAUACGGGACAGUAUGAUUCGAAUGGCAUCUAUUACUCUGUGAGCAGCUCUUAUGGCUAUACCCUGUCGCCUCAGGAUCCGGGAGUUGUGAGCUCGUCAUGA
Messenger RNA from Zasmidium cellare ATCC 36951, 1104 nucleotides. RefSeq lists its product as uncharacterized. Bases 1 to 1104 code for a protein of 367 amino acids. The transcript has 5 exons. The record is from RefSeq and is a predicted model, not a curated record. Lineage: Eukaryota; Fungi; Ascomycota; Dothideomycetes; Mycosphaerellales; Mycosphaerellaceae.